CAACGUUAGACAGAAACAACGUCACCGUUGCUCGGGAAUCGGGAUGUCGAAGAGGCAGAGGCUCGCUUCCUUGGAAGUUGGAUGCACGCCAGGGUCCCGGCUCCGCCGGACGAGCUCCGCUGGAGUAUGAUAUCCAGAACACCAUCGCUGUAACAGCUUUGAUUUGAAACCCUCCUGGAUUCGCCUUAACUCUCUCUUUCCUUGAUCUCUCUGUCAACCGUCGAUCUUAUACUCGACCAAUGCUGUUGCACGACACUCACUCCGAGAUACUUUCUUAAGAAGGGUGUGUUCCGUCCAAGUGGCACAUAUGUAAGAUUGUGACUCUUCAGAUGAUGACUAUGCCAAUGACGUAUUCCCAACAGCCCAUGUCUCCUUCGUGUUGGUAGUCUUUCUUUAAAACCGACUUCGGCUUUCCAGCUUUCUACACUUUCUCGACCUCGUUUAGAUCGUUGCUUCAAACUCAACAUAUAUUUAUACAAUACCAAACUCUUCGACUCGAGGGUGUUGUCGAUGGUUAACAACUUCACAUCCUUGCUAUCCUUGAGAGUUACAUCGAGACACACUCCCAUACGCUGUACAUAAAUAAAUAAGCUGACCUUCAAAAACUCAGCCGCCCGCACAUGCUCUCGGUAGCUUAGACAAAUAACUAUUACUAUUUUGCUUCACCCAAUUCAUCUUGUUUUGCUUUCGACCUCGCAACUCUCUCUGCACAAGCACCAUAUUCUCCUCUCUUUCAAGCCCAGCAAAAUACAAUCUCCCUCGCUUUGUUUACGUCAAGAUUUUCAGUUCUUCUAUCACCCUUCAACCCGAGCUGCAAGAAGUAUGUCCGCUGGAAUCGUCUGCCCGGCUGCAGUAUCAAUUCGAACCAAUGAAGCUCUAAGGGAAAAUUUCAAUUAUCACGAUUCUCUUGGUUCUCCUAAGUUUAAACGGAACGAAUCGCAUAUGGAGAAGAAAGCUAUUAUUGUCCGACGACCCUUCAAGUAUGUUAAACACCAAGGGCCCCGUCCGGUUGGUGCUGCUUCCAUUUCGACGUUCAAGUUUCACGAUGCCAGGUGUGAUGCCAAGGGAUUGGACAGCGUUCGAGCGCUUUCAAUAAGACGUGCCCCGAAUGCGGCCUCUCACGAGCGAUCUUCCGCCCACGGCUCGAAGUUUGGAAGACAACAGACUGGUGUCGAUGAUUCGGCACACGGCAGCCGGAAAAACGAACGUCCCUAUGAACCGCCGGUCUCGCGUCUACUCAGCUCACGGAAGCUGAACCUUUCGGCCCUGGACAUUUCGGCUUGCCAGAAGAAGAAGACCCCUCAGGUAGAAGUCUUCCGGGAUGAGCUCACCAAUCUGCCGUUUCACACCGACUCGAACCUGGCCCAGUCGCCAGGGACGGCUCGUCUCUGGGAGUGGUUUUCCCAAGGUCGAACCUCCUGCUUCUCUGACUGGUCCAACUCCGCCCCCGCCUCUAGUCGACGCUCUCUCACCAUCUGCGAAACGCCCACACAGCUCUACCUCCCUAAGUCAUCCAAAGAAAUCGCCCAAAAGAAAAGGAUUUCAAGCGACCCUCGACUCCCCCUCUCCCUCACAUGUGAUUCAAAGGCUUUCCACAACACUCGAAGUAGAAGUGAUUUCGGGCUCACAACUUACAGCUAACUCUGGAGGAGAUUGCCGCACCCAUGAUCCCCUACCUGAUAACUUCCCCGCAAUUUCCAUCUCUCGAUCUGCAAAAGAUUCCCCAUUUGUGUUAUGUUGACUGGCAGGAUAAACACGUCGUUUAUUUUAUCCUCUUUCCACUAAGAGUACUCUUGGUGUACAUUUAGUCUUUCUAUUUGUUUUUGCUUUGCUUUGCUUUUAAUCUAUAAUGUUUUGGAAUAUGUGAUCAAUUGUUUUUGAGGAUAAAUUCUUCUCACUUUCUUUUUCCUAUAUUCAUCAAAUUCUCCAGGGAAUAUAGCUGCAUACACAAAGGAGUGGUUCUUGAACUUGCCUCUUGGGGCUCACUCUGGUGGGACAGUUUCCCAUCUAACACCAGCUAGGGUGUAGAAAGAACUUGUAGCACACAAUCCAUGUAAUCAAUGUUAUAUUCUUUUGGUC
Puccinia graminis f. sp. tritici CRL 75-36-700-3 is the source of this 2079-nucleotide messenger RNA. RefSeq lists its product as uncharacterized. The record is from RefSeq and is a predicted model, not a curated record. Bases 823 to 1641 code for a protein of 272 amino acids. Lineage: Eukaryota; Fungi; Basidiomycota; Pucciniomycetes; Pucciniales; Pucciniaceae. The transcript is spliced from 3 exons.